Schistosoma intercalatum is the source of this 1574-nucleotide messenger RNA. NCBI's taxonomy places the organism in Eukaryota, Metazoa, Platyhelminthes, Trematoda, Strigeidida, Schistosomatidae. The record is from the annotation of a GenBank genome assembly.
GGGUUUUCGAAUAGUUUGGAUGAUACCGAAAUGAAUAAAACUUACUCCAAAGAUGAUAAAAUUCAAGGGAAACCAUCCCCACCAAAUAUCACUAGUGUAACUUAUGUGAGUGUAGAUCUGGAUUGGAAAGACUACUUGAAUAAAAUUCAUGAAAAAAUGAAUGCCCAAUCUGAUAAAAUCAAUCCAUUAGCUGAAGUAAUUUUCAAGAAAGAUUCUUCUGAAGAUUGGGAAAGUGGAUAUAUUGGCUACGAUCAUCAAUGUACAUGCAAAAACUUAGAACCUGAUACAUCAUAUUAUUUUCGAAUGCGUUUUAAAAAUUUAAAAGAAUUUGAAAAUUGGAGUGAUGUGGUACAUGUUCAAACAAACCAACUUCCUGUAACUGGUCAUGAAAUACAUGUUGCUAUAAGACAGGAAAAUGUCUUACGUUUACGCGAGUUACUUGAAAAAGAACAAGCAUCUAUUGAAGCAAUAGAUGAGUUAGGAUUUACUGCUCUUAUGUAUUGCGCCCAGCGAAAUCUUUCGGACAUGAUGUCAAUCUUACUUGAAGCUAAUGCAAAUACAGAGACAGAAUCUAGUACAGGAAAAACUGCGAUUAUGUUUGCUGCUUUCAAAGGAAACAUUGAAUGUAUGGAAUUACUACUUGAAUAUGGAGCUAAUGUGAAUCAUUCAGAUAAAAAUGGUUUGACCGCUUUACACAUGGCUGUAGAUGGAGAGCAACCAAGAGCAAUCAGAUUAUUGGUUAAAUCAUGUUCUAAUUUAGAAGCUAAGGAUAACAAUCUUGGAUGGACACCUUUAUUACGUUGUGCCGCUUUAAAAAAUAAUGGAAACGUAGAGGUAGCCAGAGAAUUAAUUAAACUGAAUGCUAAUAUUGAUGCACAAGAUCGAGAUGGUAAAACUGCACUACAUAAUUGUAUUCUACAUGGACACUAUGAUUUAUGCCGGUUUCUGUUAGAAAAUAAUGCCAAUGUGAAUUUAAAAACAAACAAUGGACAUAGUGCAUUAGUACUAAGUGAAUCUAUUGGAAAUCAAAAAAUUCAAAAAUUAAUCAAAGAAUUUGUCAAUCAUAGUAAAACUUGAUUCCAAUUUCAAUAGCAUGUCUAUCUCAAAUAUGCAUGCCAAUUAUACCCACGUUGGAUAAUAUAUACUAUCUAAUUGCAUAGAUAAUGUUACACAAGUGUUCGGUCCAUUUGACUUUUCCCUGAUACUUAGACUUACGAUAAUCCCUAACCCUACCACUAUUAAUCAAAACUAAGAAUUCACAUACUACUCAUUUUUUGUUACCUAUUCAUUCCUCACUAACGAUUGGAUGACCAUACUAAAAUUUUGAUAAUUCUGUAUGUACUUACCUCUUUUUUCUGAAUAUAUCAUGUGAUGGUUUAUAAGAAAACGUAAUAUUAGAAUUGCUUUACAUUCCCACUUCAAUUUUAUUUCUGAUCACUUAGAUCGCCAGUCAGUUAUAUGUUUACAUUCUGAUGGAAUGUUAAUCCCAAACACUGAAUUAUUUUCUACAUACAUAUGUAUCCAGCAUAAAUGGUAGAUUUUUACUGCACAUGGUUUCAAUAAUUAUACUGACC